AUAGCAUACAAAGCCAACGCCCAACCUUCAUUAAACGCUUAGUAUAUUUUCGGAACAGUAUUUAAAAGUUAGGAUAGAAAAAUAUACAUUAGCUGCCUCGUUUUAUAGUUUCUGUUUCUUUUUCUCUUUCGUUCUGUUUUUGAGCCAGGGUCUUAUGUAGCCUAGUUGGCUACAAAGUCUGUGUAGCCGAGGAAGACCUUGAUCUUGUCUCCACCUCCUGAGUGCUUGAAUUACAGGCAUGCAUUACCAUGUCAGGUUCACACAGUCUUGGGGUAGCGUUGUGGUCAAACACAGGACUUAAUGCCUGCUAAGCAAGCCCUCUACCAGCUGAGUGACUUCCUUUAGCCUACAUCAGUUCUCUGAUAUGAGCAGCAAUGGACCUGAAAAUUUUAUCUCUAGCAACAGAUAAAACAACGGAUAAACUGCAGGAAUUUCUUCAAACCCUGAAAACUGAUGAUUUGACUGAUCUCCUUCAGAGUCGAGCUGUGAAAGGAAGAGCUGUUGGAACAUUCCUGAGAGCCAUCUUCAAAGGCUCACCUUGCUCUGAGGAAGAUGGAGCCCUUAGGAGAUCCAAGGUAUAUUCUUGCUGUAUCCAGUUGGUUGAAUCAGGAGAUUUGCAGCAAGAAGUAGCAUCUGAGAUCAUAGGAUUGCUGAUGCUGGAGGUUCACCAUUUUCCAGGACCAUUACUUGUCGAAUUAGCCAGUGAGUUUGUUGGUGCUAUCAGAGAGGACAGCCUAGUGAAUGGGAAAUCUUUGGAGUUAUUUCCCAUCAUUCUUACUGCCUUGGCUACCAAAAAGGAAGUGCUGACUUGUGGGAAAGGUGAUUUGAAUGGAGAAGAAUACAAGAGGCAGUUGAUUGACAGCCUGUGUUCUGUCAGAUGGGCUCAACGAUACGUGAUUCAACUCACUUCUAUGUUCAAGGAUGUCCGUCUAACGACAGAAGAGAUGGAUCUGGUGGUGGCAAAAGUAUUGUCGAUGUUUUCAAAGUUGAACCUGCAAGAAAUACCACCCUUGGUCUAUCAGCUUCUGGUUCUCUCUUCCAAGGGAAGCAGAAGGAGUGUUCUGGAUGGAAUAAUAGCCUUCUUCAAUGAGCUAGAUAAGCAGCACAGCGAGGAACAGAGCAGUGAUGAGCUGUUGGAACUUGUUACCACCCCAGCAGAUGAACUUUAUCAUGUAGAAGGCACCGUCAUUCUACACAUUGUGUUUGCCGUCAAACUGGACUGUGAAUUAGGCAGAGAACUUCUGAAACACGUAAAGGCUGGACAGCAAGGGGACCCCAGUAAAUCCUUAUGUCCUUUCAGCAUUGCUCUUCUUCUCUCUCUAACAAGGAUACAAAGAUUUGAGGAACAGGUGUUUGAUCUUUUAAAGACUUCAGUUAUAAAAAGCUUUAAGGAUCUUCAGCUCCUCCAAGGCUCAAAAUUUCUUCAGAAUCUCGUCCCUCAGAAAACUUGUGUUUCAUCCAUGAUCUUAGAAGUGGCAAAAAAUAGUGUUCACAGUUGGGAUCAUGUAACUCAAGGUCUGAUAGAACUUGGUUUCAUUUUAAUGGAUUCAUAUGGGCCAAAAAAGAUUCUUGAUGGGAGAGCUGUUGAAAUUGGCUCCAGUCUUUCUAAAAUGACAAACCAGCAUGCAUGUAAGCUGGGAGCUAAUAUCUUGCUGGAAACCUUUAAGAUUCACGAGAUGAUCAGACAGGAAAUUCUGGAGCAAGUCCUCAAUAGAGUCGUUACUCGGACAUCCUCUCCCAUCAAUCAUUUCUUAGACCUGCUUUCAGAUAUCAUCUUGUAUGCACCUUUAAUUCUUCAGAGCUGUUCUAAAGUCACGGAGACUUUCGACUAUUUGUCCUUCCUGCCUCUUCAGACAGUACAAGGUCUGCUCAAGGCUGUGCAGCCGCUUCUCAAAGUCAGCAUGUCGAUGAGAGAUGCCUUGAUCCUCGUCUUGCGGAAAGCUAUGUUUGCCAGCCAGCUGGAUUCCCGGAAAUCUGCCGUUGCUGGAUUUUUGCUGCUCUUGAAGAACUUUAAAGUCUUAGGCAGCCUGUCGUCCUCACAGUGCAGUCAGUCUAUUGGUGCCACUCAGGUGCACGUGGAUGUCCAUAGCCGCUACAACGCUGUUGCCAAUGAAACGUUUUGCCUCGAGAUCAUGGACAGUUUGAAAAGAUGUUUAGGGCAGCAGGCUGACAUUCGACUCAUGCUUUAUGAGGGCUUCUAUGAUGUUCUUCGACGGAACUCUCGGCUGGCUAAUUCAAUCAUGCAGACUCUCUUCUCGCAGUUAAAACAGUUCUAUGAACCAGAACCUGAUCUGCUACCUCCUCUGAAACUAGGAGCUUGUGUUCUGACCCAAGGAAGUCAGGUCAUUCUACAAGAACCCCUGGAUCAUCUGCUGUCUUGCAUUCAGCAUUGCUUGGCCUGGUAUAAGAGCAGAGUGAUCCCCUUGCAACAGGGAGAUGAAAGAGAAGAAGAAGAGGGAUUGUACCAUGAGCUGGAUGAUAUGUUGGAGUCUAUUACUAUGAGAAUGAUUAAGAGUGAGCUAGAAGACUUUGAGCUGGAUAAAUCAGCAGAUUUUUCUCAGAGCACUAGUGUUGGCAUCAAGAAUAAUGUCUGUGCAUGUCUCAUAAUGGGAGUGUGUGAAGUUCUAAUAGAGUACAAUUUCUCCAUAAGUAAUUUCAGCAAGAGUAAGUUUGAGGAAAUCCUCAGCCUAUUUAUGUGUUACAAGAAUUUCUCUGACAUCCUUGCCGAAAAAGCUGGUAAAGGCAAAACUAAAAUGACCGCUAAGACAAAUGACAGUCUUUUGUCCAUGAAAUUUGUGUCUGACCUUCUCACUGCUCUUUUCAGAGAUAGUAUCCAGAGUCAUGAAGAGGCCCUGUCUGUCCUUCGGUCCAGCAGUGAGUUUAUGCAAUAUGCCGUGAACGUAGCUCUGCAGAAGACACAGCAGCUGAUACGAACAGGGCACGUGAGUGGUCCUGAUGGCCAGAACCCAGACAAGGUCUUUCAGAACCUCUGUGACAUAACUCGGGUCUUGCUGUGGAGAUACACAUCCAUUCCUACCUCAGUGGAAGAGUCGGGAAAGAAAGAGAAAGGGAAGAGCAUCUCACUGCUGUGCUUGGAGGGUUUGCAGAAGACAUUCAACGCCAUGCAACAGUUCUAUCAGCCCAAGAUGCAGCAGUUUCUCAGGGCUCUGGAUGUCACAGGCACAGAAGAAGAGGGAGAAGAAGCAGGUGUCUCUGUCACUCAAAGAGCUACAUUCCAGAUCCGGCAAUUUCAGAGGUCCUUGUUGAACUUGCUUAGCAGUGAAGAGGAAGAUUUUAACAGUAAAGAGGCCUUGCUGCUCAUCACGAUUCUCUCCUCCUUGUCCAGGCUGAUAGAACCCACCUCUCCACAGUUUGUGCAGGUGUUAUCCUGGACGUCUAAGAUUUGCAAGGAAUACAGCCGGGAGGAUACCUCAUUCUGCAAGAGUUUGAUGAACCUAUUCUUCAGCCUGCAUGUCUUAUAUAAGAGUCCUGUCACCCUGCUUCGUGACUUGUCCCAGGAUAUCCAUGGGCAGCUGGGAGACAUAGACCAGGAUGUAGAGAUAGAGAAGACAGACCACUAUGCAAUGGUGAAUUUGAGAACAGCUGCCCCUACUGUCUGUUUGCUUGUCCUGAGUCAGGCUGAGAAAGUCCUAGAAGAAGUAGACUGGUUAAUCACCAAGAUUAAGAGCUCAGUGAACCAAGAAACCCUAUCAGAUAAAAUGGCUCCAGAUGCCUCUUCUCAAGCAGUCCCACCAAAUCUUCUCAUCGAGAAAGCCAUCGUCAUGCAGCUGGGAACACUGGUUACAUUCUUCCAUGAAUUAGUGCAGACAGCCCUGCCAUCAGGCAGCUGCGUGGACACCUUAUUGAAGGACCUGUCCAAAAUAUACAGCACCCUAACAGCAUUUGUCAAAUACUAUCUCCAGGUGUGUCAGAGCGCCAGAGGAAUUCCAAACACUGUGGAAAAGCUGGUGAAGCUGUCCGGCUCUCAUCUGACCCCCAUGUGUUACUCUUUCAUUUCUUAUGUACAAAAUAAGGGGAAUGACAACCCAAAGUGCACAGAGAAGGAGAAGGCUGCAGGCGCCAGCACAAUCAUGGCCAAAGUUCUUCGGGAAACCAAGCCAAUCCCCAACCUUGUCUUUGCCAUUGAACAGUAUGAAAAGUUUCUAAUCCAGCUAUCUAAAAAGUCCAAGGUAAACCUGAUGCAGCACAUGAAGCUAAGUACUUCUCGGGACUUCAAGAUCAAAGGCAGCAUCCUAGACAUGGUUCUUCGAGAGGAUGAAGAUGAAAAUGAGGAGGGCGCUGCACCAGCACACAGAGAGCAGGACAGAGAACCAGCCACAAAGAAAAGAAAGAUAUGCCUGAGUUAAUGUGACCUGUGGGGCAUCUGCUUUGUUUUGUGCCGACAGUACCCCUUCUCAUACAGCCUGCACUGAUGUUGGCAUCCUGGUUCUGAACCCACCAAACUGUGCCUUCAGUUAGAAGGACUCUUCUGGGCAGGUCCUGCUACAGAAAAAUGGCUGCCUAGGCAUGCCCUUUUGCAAAAAGCACAUCUGAAAGCCUGAGUUUAGGAACCUGCACCACUUCAAUGAAGCUCCACAGGAGCAAAUACAGAGCCUCCAGAUGGAGCUAGGGUCCAGGCUGGCUUCGUUUUUCCAAGGAGCCUUUGGUGAGUUCAAUUAUCUGGUAAAUAUCCAGUGCUUCACCUGCAAGACAGUGGGAAUCGGUUAGGAUGCCUCCUGAAGAACUAUGACUGUGCUCAGAAAUGAGAGUAUGAAUGUUAAGAAAAGACAGUGGGUGGGACCCUUGAGGAUAACUGCCAGGAAUGGCAGUUGGUCUUAGCGACAGUUUUAAUAGAAAACACUCUGGUAUUUUCAGAAAAGAUAAUGUAUUUUUUCCAUGUAAGAAUGCACUUUGACUUAUACAAUAAAUCAUUAAAAAUUUCUGGUGUAAUUUUGAA
Cricetulus griseus (Chinese hamster) is the source of this 4957-nucleotide messenger RNA. NCBI's taxonomy places the organism in Eukaryota, Metazoa, Chordata, Mammalia, Rodentia, Cricetidae. The record is from RefSeq and is a predicted model, not a curated record.